Messenger RNA from Cotesia congregata, 5964 nucleotides. The record is from the annotation of a GenBank genome assembly. NCBI's taxonomy places the organism in Eukaryota, Metazoa, Arthropoda, Insecta, Hymenoptera, Braconidae.
GUCGAGGAACACUGCUGGACAGUCAAGGGCCAGUUUUAGCGUCAGAGCCACGCUCGACGGUAGAAUUUUCCAAUGACACAGGAGCAAUGUUGCAUUGUUCAGCUCAUGGGAGUCCAGUGCCAAGAGUAGAUUGGUUAAUGGGUGAUGGCUCGCCUGUACAUCCUAUUCCGAAUAUCCGAGAGAUACUGGCCAAUGGUUCGAUGUACUUUCUGCCAUUCGGCGCUGAAAGCUACCGUCAUGACGUUCACUCUGCCGUGUACAGGUGCCAAGCAUCCAACAGCGUGGGUCGUGUACUUGGGCGUGAAGUUAAUGUCAAAGCUGUGGUUCGUCAGAAGUACCAAGUUGGAGUCAAGGACUCGCAUGUACUCGCGGGAAAUACUGGAGUCUUAAGAUGUGACGUUCCAACACAAGCCAAAGAAUAUGUUUCUAUAACAUCUUGGGUACAAGAUUCAGCUUUUAAUAUUUAUCCGGCUCCUGAAAGCGAUGGAAAGUAUCACAUGCUACCAACCGGCGAGCUUCUAAUUUUCUCAGUGACCGCAGCCGACACCCACAACGGGUAUCGAUGUAGAACCGUCCAUCACGUAACUGGAGAAACCAUUGAAAGCUCCAAUCACGCUCGACUCAUUGUCACAGAACAUCGGAAUCCGGAGCCACCCCGCAUAAAUGAGCGCAUGAAUCCAUCCCCAGUGCGCGAAGGAGAAACAAUAGUACUGUCGUGUAUUUCUCAGGGUGGAAAUCCACCACCGAUGUACUCUUGGUAUCGAGAGUCAAUUGGUGGUACUGAUGCUAUAGUUAAUUCUGAGAGGACUCAUGCCAGAGGGGGCGUACUCAUAAUUCAAUCAGCAAGAGUUGAAGACGCAGGUCGUUAUGUAUGCCAUGUUAACAACACCGCCGGCUCUGAAAGAGUUGAGCUUGAAGUCUCGAUUAUUAACAGUAUUUCUAUUCAUCUAACUCCUCAACAAGUGACAAUUGACUUGGGUAAGGAUGGAAAAUUCCAAUGCGCUGUGACAGGGCAGCCAACCCCGAUAAUAACGUGGGCUAAAGAUGGACUUCCAGUGAGAGAAGGUACCGGGAGAAUAAAAAUUCUCGGUAACGGCGGCUCAAUUCUUCACAUAUCCUCUGUCACCAGAGAUGACAAAGGGAUGUACCAAUGUUUUGCUAAAAAUGACUAUGAAAUGACUCAGGCGACUGCUGAACUCAGAUUAGGAGAUGCAUCUCCAUCACUUGUAUAUAAAUUUAUUGAACAAACUAUUCAGCCUGGACCUAGUGUUUCUCUGAAAUGUAUUGCCACUGGGAACCCGACACCACAUUUCACGUGGACCCUAGAUGGAUUUCCUUUGCCCCAAAAUGACAGAUUCAUGAUUGGACAAUACGUGACAGUACACGGCGAUGUGAUAUCCCAUGUAAACAUAAGUACUGUUAGGGUCGAAGAUGGAGGGGAGUAUCGAUGCACGGCAGGCAACCGUGUUGCCAAAGUUCAUCACGCAGCCCGUCUGAAUAUCUAUGGCUUGCCACAUGUACGCCCGAUGGGAAGCUAUGCUGCGGUUGCAGGUGAAACGACAGUCAUCAAAUGUCCCGUUGCUGGAUUCCCAAUAGCGAGUAUUACGUGGGAAAAAGAUGGUCAAGUUUUGCCAACAAGUAGAAGACAAGAAGUAUCGUCAAACGGUACCCUAGUUCUGCACAAUGUAGACAGCAGUACAGAUCGCGGUUCGUAUACAUGUACUGCUAAAAAUAAACAGGGUCACUAUGAUUCCCAGACUGUACAAAUAGAAGUAAAAGUGCCUCCUCGGUGGGUAAUGGAGCCGCAGGAUGUUCACGCACCAGAGGGCAUGUCCAAACUGAUGCUUCAUUGUCAUGCCGAUGGGUUUCCUCCGCCUUCUGUCACAUGGCGUCGCGGUACAGGAACCAGACCUGGCAGUUAUCAUGACAUUGCUAGUCACGAACAUGCACAAGAGUUGAGAAUUCAUUCGAACGGAUCACUGGUCUUUGGCCGAGUUCAAGAGGAUCACGAGGGCUAUUAUCUCUGCGAAGCUGUUAAUGGAAUUGGUGCUGGCCUCAGCAAAGUCGUUUAUUUAACCGUUAAUGCGCCCGCCCGUAUUGUGGAGAAGCACCGCAAUCAAACAGCUCGACUGGGCUCAAGAGCUUCUCUGCGAUGUGAAGCCAAGGGUGAUCAUCCCCUGAACAUUGUGUGGAGGCGGGCUGGCUCACAACUGGAACCGGCGGUAUCCGAUUAUAGGUAUAUGGUCAAGGAAAUGAACACCACAGAUGGUGCUGUUAGUAUCCUCGAGCUCAUUAGUACAUCCAGGGAGGAUAGCGGGAGAUAUUUCUGCACAGCUUCCAAUGCUUACGGCGGCGAUGAAAUGACCAUGCAUCUCUAUAUACAAGAACCUCCGGAUUUCCCUCGGAAUAUCCACGUCCUAGAAAAGGGAAGUCGCCAUAUUAAAUUAGGGUGGACUAGCAGUCAGGAUGGGAAUAGUCCAAUUACUCAGUACAUUAUUGAAUAUAAAACAGAUUCAGAAAUUUGGCACGACCACACGUUCCACGCGACAGUUUCUGGAACGCAAACAUACGGACAUGUGAAUGGUUUGCGUCCUGCUACUAGCUAUCAGUUUCGGAUAUUUGCUGAGAACGAAUUGGGUCGUAGUCAAGCGAGCGAUAUCCUCGAAGUAACAACGGACGGUGAGAAGCCUGGAGGACCUCCUCGGAACCUCAAAGUCGAACCAAUUAGUUCGACAGACUUUAAAGUCAGUUGGGAUCCGCCCGAUCAAGACUUAUGGAACGGAGAAAUUCUCGGGUACCACGUUGGCUUCAAGGAACACAGGCUAUCUGCCGAACAGUACACUUACAAAACUGUAGAAGGACGGCCGAUAUCAGCGAGCGUAACUUUGGGACUAGCUCGAACUGCCAUUCCCGGUCGCCAAUGUCAAUUGACCAAUUUACGAAAAUUCACGCGCUAUAGCGUGAUUGUUCAAGCAUACAACGCGUUAGGCCCGGGACCAAUGACGUCUGAAGUGGUUGCGACAACCCUCGAAGACGUGCCAAGUAGUCCGCCUCAAGAUAUCCGGUGUACCGCACUAUCUGCCCAAUCUCUCCAAGUAUCUUGGGAAGCACCACCGGAUACAAGCUUGAACGGAGUCCUCCGCGGUUUCAAAGUUAACUGGGAGAGCAUGGACGCGCUUACUGAGACGACCAAGUACGACACCAAAAUAACCUCUGCCUUGACGAUUGUGUUGAACAAUUUGGAAAAAUAUACGAACUACUCAAUCCAAGUCGCGGCGAUGACCCGACCGGGUGACGGAAUACCCUCAGCUCCAAUUUACUGUAAAACGAAGGAAGACUUGCCGGAAGUACCUGCUGGAAUUAAAGUUGUCGCUAAUUCGAAUGAAUCGAUAAUAGUUUCGUGGUUGCCGCCUCUGAAAGCUAAUGGUGUUAUCACUACGUACUAUGUUUAUAUUAAGAGUGAAGACACUGAUGGAAAGUGGUAUAAACACAUCUCUAAGGCUCACAAGACUAGUUACAAAGCUGAAAAUCUACAGAAGAGGACGCAGUACUCGUUUCAUGUUGCUGCUGUUACUUCUGUUGGUGAAGGUCCUAAAACUUCGUCUGUUACUGCAUCUCCCUCUAGUCACGUACCUGCGGCAAUUUAUUCAUUCGGAAUGAGUCCAAUUGUUCCAUGGAAGCAAGACGUAACUUUGCCUUGCCAGAGUGUGGGAAAACCGUCACUUUUAUGGAAGCAAUGGGGCCAAGUAGUUAAAGCGUCCGGCAGAAUAACUAUUCGUACUGAUGGCUCGCUACAUAUUGCUGAUCUUCAUCGUGAGGACAGUGGUAAUUACACUUGUCACGUAGAAAAUCAACAUGGCUCUGAUCAAAUUACCCAUAAAUUAAUUGUCCAAGUGCCACCGUCAGCACCGCUGCUUCUCGCAACGAGUACAACGAGUAAUUCAAUAAGUGUCCAAUGGAAACCGGGUGACGACGGAGGUGCACUUACACGGGGCUACAUACUUCAUUACAAACGCAAAUUCGGGGAUUGGGAAGAGGUCAAAGUGUCACACAAAAUAAAUGGUUACUUAUUAUCGCAACUCUGGUGCGGUACCGAGUACCAAAUUUACCUCACUGCCUACAAUAGAAUAGGAAUGGGUUCGCCGAGUGAAUUCGUAAAAGCAACAACAAAAGGUUCCAAGCCAGCUAAUUCUCCUGGAAGUAUCGACAAAUUUAUCACUGUCAAUGUGUCCUGGAUUGUUUUGCAUCUGAGUAUGUGGAACGACGGCGGCUGCCCUAUUACGUGGUUCGAACUCGAGUACCGGAAGGACAAUGAAGAAUUGUGGACACUUGUAUCCAACAAUAUUGAAGUUCAAAAAUCUUAUACGCUCAGCGAACUUCAUCCAAGAACAGCUUACGAUAUCCGCGUAAGAGCUCACAAUAACGCUGGAUCUUCAGUGGCUGAAUACAAAAUAACGACACUUCAGCCUCAUAUCACUACAACACUGCCUACUGUGGAGAUAGAUCAAUUUAUUCCACAACAAUCUUCCGUACUAGCUGAUUUGAAGCUAAUAGUACCGUUAGUUUUAUGUUCCUUUGCUAUUAUUGCCACUGCUGGUGCUGUAUUUUACUGUUUUCGAAAACGUCCUUUGUUAGGCGACAUUGGCAGCCUUCACGAUGCUCAAACAGCUGCCGCGUUGGACAAUAAACAAAAUAUGGAGCAACGAGAGCAAUAUUACGCGACUGUACGAAAACCAUUGAGAUCACCAAUCCAUGAGAUGGGAACUCUUGAGCGUAUUCCUGAAUACUCGGAAGAUAUCUACCCGUACGCGACAUUCCAAUUGAAGGAAAGUGUACCAGCUGGUGGAGAUAGUCGUUGUGAUUCAGCAGCUCCACUUCAAACUUUUGUUUAUCACGAUCCGCGGCUUUCUACUGCCGACACUCUACAAUUACGCGAGUCGGAUUGCAACCGGUACACUAAAGUGCGCGGAGGCCGUUCGUCCUCUGCGCCGUUGCAUAAAACGCACAAGGUCAAUCAGGGCAAGUCCGAGUCGGAGGAAUACGACACCCUGGGCUCGGACAGCGACACUGAAGUCGGGACCAGCAGCCGAACUGAGUCUUCCAAUCACCUCGUCGAUUCGCACCACUCGGCUUUUGCAACCGACGCGCGUGUUCACAACUUCUUGUACCAUGGACCAGAAUCUAGCACGUCUACGGAACCCUCACCGAUUUUUGAGAGAAAAUCGUUUCCUGGAAGGGGACGACCCAAGAUGUUACAGUUGGCGCGUUAUACCGGCGAGGAGACCCGUACAAGUUUCGGGACAAUCCCCAGGCCUGGCAAUCCCAAGCACCAGCCGGGUAAUAGGACCCGGGAGCAGGAGCGUGGUGAUGCAGGAUCAGGAACCCUGUUCAUCGCCAAACUGGACCCACCCUCGGGGUUCUCCGACGCGCUCGAGCUAAGUGAAGCCGAGUGCGACCUCGAUCGUGGACACGGUGGCCAACGAAAUCGACGAGACUUCGUUAUUGCGGUGUAAAUAAUUGUGCAAAUGCUAUUUCAUAUUUAUUAUUAUUAUUAAUAUAAAUACAAAUAAAAAUAUAUUGAAGCUGAUUGAUGGGAUAAAAAAAUAAAGAGAAAGUAAAGGAAGAAAUAAACAAAUUGGAUUAUACGAAUUGAUUGAAUAAACAUUAAAAGAAUAUCAACUUCUCUUAUAAAUGGUUUAUCUGUCCCUCCGUUACAUGACUUUGAUAAUUAUUAUGUAAUUUAUGUCCUGAUCACAUAAAAUGUUAAAUAAAAAAAAUUGUUUACUCACACGCUCACGUUUUAAACUAACGAAUUGACUUAAACGAAAAACUAAAUGUUAAUCUCAUUAUAAUUAGUAAAAAAAAACAAAUUACCGAGGAACGAAAUUUAUGUAAUGUUGAUAAAAUCUAAAAGUGAAGUUAUUGAAAAAUGAAAAACGAUUUUCGUUUUGAGUUACACGGCAC